AUGCUGGAGAGAAUUCAUCCAAAAGACACUUUAAAGUCAACAAAUUGGCGGGAUUUCAUUCCACCCUCAGAUGUGAAACGAAGCAUCGAGCUUUCGCAAUCAGACAUUUAUGAGUGGACCAAGCUACGCUGUGCAGAGCCUUUCAUUCACACGUGGAAGAAAAGUUGGGAUGAGCUUUACAAGCAGCCCUAUAAAGGGAUUACAACCGAUGGUCACGUGUUACCGGAUAUAUUUCAUCUGGCAGAUGAGGGAGACCAAGGGGCGCCUGUCCGUGAAAUGGUGAAAGCAGCAGACAAAGUCGUAGCGACGGCGACCCCAACUCAGAGACAGUCUCUCCUGAGAGUUAUCGAUGCGCAGGAAUGGCGGGCCUGGAUGAACCCGGAACUCUAUGUCUCUCGCCAUGGCGUGCGCUUAGAGGAGGCCUCAGAAGACUUCUCCGUGGCCACACAUGAUCUUAUGCGCGCGAGUCUAUCACCAACAGGGUAUCAUAAUGUUAGCGGUUGUAUGAAGGUCAACCACUUUCUUGGCGAGGUCGUGAACGGCCGGAAAGUGCUUAAUGAAAAAUCGUACAACUUGGCUAUUUUCGGAACUCCUUCAGAAACCGAGCCGUGGGGUUGGCAGGUUUUUGGUCACCACUUCGAUAUGAACUGCUUCGUGCUGGGAAGUCAAAUGGUGGUAACCCCUGUUUUCAUGGGGGCCGAGCCGAAUGUGAUCGAUGACGGGCCCUACAAAGGUACCGAGCUCUUUACCGAUCAGGAGCAGACCGCGCUUACACUUAUCAACUCCAUGGAUCCGGAUACACAGAGUCGUGUCCGCAUUUACAAGGACCUCGACGGUCCCGACUAUCCCGAGUGGCGCUACCAUCCCGCUGACCAGCGCCAUCUUGGUAGCGCUUUCCAAGAUAAUCGUAUCGUUCCGUACGAAGGAGCCAAAGUCACGACUCUGUCGACUAUUGAGCAGGAUUUAGUCCGGAAGCUGGUGGAACUCAUUGUCAAUUAUCUACCCGAAAGAGCUCAUACCGCCAAACUAGCCGAAGUAGCCUUACAUUGGAACGAGACGUACUUCUGCUGGAUUGGCGCGUUCAAACGAGAAGAUGGCUUUUAUUACAAGAUCCAUUCGCCUGUAGUGAUGAUUGAGUUUGAUCAUCACUCAGGGGUGUUCUUGAAUAAUGCCCUUCCUCUACCUUUUCAUAUCCAUACUUCAGUGAGAACACCUAAUGGCAACGAUUAUGGAAAAGCGCUUCUUCAGGAGUACAAGCAAAUGCCAUAUCGCAAAAGCUGCGAACAAGAAUAG
Fonsecaea multimorphosa CBS 102226 is the source of this 1293-nucleotide messenger RNA. RefSeq lists its product as uncharacterized. Bases 1 to 1293 code for a protein of 430 amino acids. Lineage: Eukaryota; Fungi; Ascomycota; Eurotiomycetes; Chaetothyriales; Herpotrichiellaceae. The record is from RefSeq and is a predicted model, not a curated record. The transcript has a single exon.